Neogale vison (American mink) is the source of this 1161-nucleotide messenger RNA. RefSeq names its product TNF receptor superfamily member 9 (gene TNFRSF9). Gene Ontology annotation, biological process: apoptotic process; negative regulation of cell population proliferation. Gene Ontology annotation, cellular component: external side of plasma membrane. Bases 1 to 783 code for a protein of 260 amino acids. Gene Ontology annotation, molecular function: cytokine binding; signaling receptor activity. Lineage: Eukaryota; Metazoa; Chordata; Mammalia; Carnivora; Mustelidae. The transcript is spliced from 7 exons. The record is from RefSeq and is a predicted model, not a curated record.
AUGCAAGAUUUCACCAUGGGCAGUGGCUAUUACAACAUAGUGGCCGCUGUAUUAUUGGUCAUGAAUUUUGAGAGGACAAGAUCAAUACAGGAUUCCUGUAGUAAAUGCCCAGUUGGGACUUUCUGUGGGAAAAGCGAGGGUCAGAUCUGCAUUCCUUGUCCUCCAAAUAGUUUCUCCAGCACCAGUGGACAAAAGUCCUGUGUCAUAUGCAGGCGGUGUGAAGGUGUUUUCAGGACCAAGAAGGUGUGUUCCCCCAUCAGCAAUGCAGAAUGUGAGUGCAUCUCAGGAUUCCACUGCUUGGGGACAGGAUGUGCCAUGUGUGAACCGGAUUGUAAACAAGGUCAAGAAUUAGCCAAGGAGGGUUGUAAAGACUGUCGCUUUGGGACAUUUAAUGAUCAGAAACAUGGCAGCUGUCAACCCUGGACAAACUGUUCCUUGGAUGGAAAGUCUGUACUUGUGAAUGGGACGAAGGAAAGUGAUGCAGUAUGUGGACCGGCGUUGGCUGACUUCUCUCCAGGUACAACCUCUGCCACCAUGCCUGCCCCUGCAAGAGAUCCAGGUCGUACGCCGCAGAUCAUCAUCUUCUUCCUUGCACUGACUUCGGCUGCUGUGCUGUUCCUGGUGUUGUUUCUAGUGCUCCGUUUCUCUGUCCUUAAACGUGGCAGAAAGAAACUCCUGUAUUUAUUCAAACAACCAUUUAUGAGACCAGUACAAACUGCCCAAGAGGAAGAUGCCUGUAGUUGCCGAUUUCCAGAAGAAGAAGAAGGAGAAUGUGAGCUGUAAAUCAGAAAUCCAAACCUCCACUGGGCCUGUCUUGAGAAGAAUCACAGGAGAAACAGGAUUGAUCCCACCAUCAUAUCUUUCUAAAUCGAAGACACCAUCCUAGAUAAGACUCAGGAUUACCCCUAAGUUUCCUCAAAAUGUUAGCAGAUUGGCCUUUAAAAAUGUACCCCUUUUAGCACACGUAUGGGACAGAGCUGGUGGGAAAGGGGCAUUUUCUAGAUAAUGCUUAAUAGACUUCACUAGCUUGUUUUUGAAAUCCAAAGAGAAUUAUGCUUAAAAUUACAUCAUGUAGGCCAAUGGUCUAGCUAAAAUGACAGUCCAAAAUCAAUUCCAUUUUUUUGAGUGCUAAUAGAACAUAUUACAAAAAGCCAUAAGAUG